Messenger RNA from Moneuplotes crassus, 1417 nucleotides. The record is from the annotation of a GenBank genome assembly. NCBI's taxonomy places the organism in Eukaryota, Ciliophora, Spirotrichea, Euplotida, Euplotidae.
UGUCAUUAUUUCCCAAAAGUAUUGUUUUUGCUAAUCAGAUUAGAUUCAAGGCCGCUGUUUAAGUCAGAAACUACUACAGGGUUAAAGCAGUUGAACAGAUUUGAGUUCCUGAAUAUAGAUCUGAAGCAGUUUGGAGAAGUUAAGAAAGAAGUUGAAAGGAAUGGUGAAAAAAGCGCUAUUACAUUAAUAAAGCCCUUAAACACCAAAAACAUGAGCAAAAGUCGAAAUAUAUACCUAGCCAAGCGUGUACAGACGGCAAAGCAACGGUCAAAAGUUAAUGAAAUACUUCAAAUCCAGGACACAGAGAAUUACUUCAAAAAGCCAAUUCCCAAGCAGUCUGUGUUCACUUCCAAAACUAUGAAACUCAAGCCUGAAAUGGUCAAGAAUCCUAAGGAAAGGAAUAUAAUAGGUACAAUUAGCAAAUUUUACGACCAAAAGCAGAAGCAAAAGACCAAGUUUACAAAGCAAUGGAAGAUGACUAAGAAAGAGUACAAAUCCUUUGCUAACCCCUAUAGCACAUUAUGUAGUGAGAGAGGCCUACGAGUAAGCAGAGCCUUUUCAGAAAUCAAUGACCGUGAGACCUUCAACUUCAGGUUCUCGUCCUCAAACCAUCGGGCCAAGGCUAAGAAAGAGAAGAUGAAAGAAUUCACCCUUUUUAAUAAUAAAUAAGCUGAAAAGAGCUAUCCAGGAUCUAAAGGAGCGCGUCAAGAAAGACCAAACUUAUUAUACCAAAACUUUGACACAGAACACCAAGAAGCCAGGUACUAGGGAUAAGGUGAAUUUUGACACUACUGCUCUGCAGAGGUAUUCCCAGACCCAACAGCAAUGGAGGUUACAGGCCAAAAAUAUGCAAAAAUAAGUCAAGAAGACCUAAAUCUCAAGCAGACUUGUUUUCUCGAUCUGAAAAGUUUAUCGAGAAACAGUCUCUAAAUAGAGAUAAUGCUCACCUCUACAAAGAUCUCAGCAUGAAGGUUUUUGACUGGGCUAGAAGUCUCCGUCAGUCAGGAGAUGAGUACUGUGAUACGUAUAUCCCAGUAGGGGUUCAUCCUUGCCAGAUCUACUCUAAGAUUCCUGGCAUGUCCAGGAACAGAAGUGAUUUGCAGGUGAAACCAGAAGAUAUGAUGGCUGAUGUUAAAGACUCUACUGACAAUAAACCGAAAGGUAGUUAUUACGCGCUUAAGAUCAACACCAAGAGACUGCACUGAAUUGAUAAAGCAGGCAAGUUGUUCGUAAAAGGGUUCAAUAAGAUUGAUAAAGAAAUCCAAUAUGCAACCUCUAUUCCAGAAAACACCAGAUUCUUAGUAUCCACUCCUAACGAGGAUAUCAAAAGUGUCGGCUUUGGAGAUGAGGACGAACUGGGAAUGACAAAUGAAUAAAAAUGGAAUAAUUUUGAUUAGAUUUCAUAAAUUUUAACCAA